This is a messenger RNA of Mycetomoellerius zeteki, 1647 nucleotides long. RefSeq names its product cytochrome P450 9e2. The transcript has a single exon. The record is from RefSeq and is a predicted model, not a curated record. NCBI's taxonomy places the organism in Eukaryota, Metazoa, Arthropoda, Insecta, Hymenoptera, Formicidae. Gene Ontology annotation, molecular function: monooxygenase activity; oxidoreductase activity, acting on paired donors, with incorporation or reduction of molecular oxygen; iron ion binding. The coding region runs from base 29 to 1600 and encodes 523 amino acids.
AAAGCGAUUUUUAAUCGCAUCUUAUCAAAUGUUUACAAGCAGUAUAAAAACAUUUUCAAAUUACAUAUUUGCCAUGGAAUACUGGUUGAUAUUGUUAUCGAUAGUGAUCGGUGUGGUCAGCAUUGAUUAUCUUUUUAGAAGAUUUAAUUUCUUUAAAAGACAUGGUAUUAUACACAUACCGCCUCUUUCGAUCUUCGCAAUAAUAUCGAUUAUACUUCGUCGAAAAUCAUUCGUCGACUUUAUCUUGGAAGUAUACAAUUUCAAUCCAAAUGCUAAAUAUUACGGAUUUUAUGCCAUUAUAAAUCCAUUCUUCGUGCUUCGCGAUCCGGAACUCAUUAAGACUAUUCUUGUUAAGAAUUUCGAGGCAUUUCCAGAUCGUCCUGGUUUCUCCGAUUUAAAUAAUCUUUUGCUCGAGAAAAAUUUGUUUUCUCUUCGCGGAGAAAAAUGGCGGAACGUGAGAAGUCUUUUGAGUCCCUCUUUUACGUCCAGCAAGAUAAAAAUGAUGUUCACGUUGAUGUCGGAAUGUGCUGUGGAAUUUGCUAAAUUUCUGUCAGCGUUGCCAACGAAUAAAUAUGAUGUGAACAUGAAAGAUGCUUUCUCUAAAUAUACGAACGAUGUCAUUGCCACAUGUGCUUUUGGAAUCAAGAUCGAUUCUAUGAAGAAUCCAACGAAUAAGUUUUAUGUUUACGGCAAAGAAGCGACCAACUUUAUAGAGGAUCACUUCGUAAAGUUUAUUUUUCUUAGAACAUUUCCUAAUCUCGGACGAAUUCUCAAUUUAAAAAUUAUAAACGAUUAUGUAUCGCACUUCUUUAAGGACAUUGUAAAGACUACAAUUGCUACUCGUGAUGUGGAACAUAUUACACGUCCGGAUAUGCUACAGUUAAUGAUGGAUAUCAGAGGCAAAGAAGGUGAUAGAAAAUUAGAUAUCGAUGACAUGACUGCGCAAGCGUUUAUCUUUUUCUUCGGUGGUUUCGAUACCAGUUCAACCGUGAUGUCCUUCGUAGCUCACGAAAUCGCAGCUAACCCAGAAGUUCAAACCAAAUUACAACAAGAGAUUGACAAGAUUUUAAACGAAUCGAACAAAGAAGUGUCUUACGAAGCCAUUAAUCAGCUUGAAUAUUUAGAUGCGGUGAUAAGCGAGGCGCUUAGAUUAUAUCCACCAGUCGCCUUCUUAGAAAGGAUAUGUGAAAAAACUUAUGAAUUACCACCUGCAUUACCGGAUGAGAAACCUGUUAUCGUGAAGAAGGGUAUGCCUGUCUGGAUUCCGAUUUUGGCAAUCCAUCGUGAUAAAAAAUACUUCGAUGAUCCGGAGAAAUUUUAUCCAGAAAGAUUUUUAGACAGCAAGCUUCAUAAUUAUUCAUGUUAUAUGCCAUUUGGAUUAGGACCAAGAAUGUGCAUAGCUAACAGAUUUGCCAUGCUGGAAGUCAAAGUCUUGCUGUUUCAUUUAUUAGCGCGAUGUGAAUUGAAACCUUGCGCAAAAACUGAAUCCCCAAUAAAAUUCAGCAAAAGUCUGAUAAUGAUGCCGGAAAAUGGAUUUUGGUUGAAUAUUCAGCGUAGGAAAAAUAUGCAUCCUUUGCUGGAGUCUGCAAUAGACAACUAAGUAUUAGAAAACAUUUCAAGCAGUAUAAUAAUGUAUAAUACCUAUUU